This is a messenger RNA of Aspergillus tanneri, 2154 nucleotides long. RefSeq lists its product as uncharacterized. The record is from RefSeq and is a predicted model, not a curated record. Lineage: Eukaryota; Fungi; Ascomycota; Eurotiomycetes; Eurotiales; Aspergillaceae. Gene Ontology annotation, molecular function: protein binding. Bases 1 to 2154 code for a protein of 717 amino acids. The transcript is spliced from 3 exons.
AUGGAGCCUCCUCGGCCGCAGAUUGGCGAAAGUCGCUCCUCGUCGCAUGACAGUCUUCGCGCCGGGGCACCUUCGCCGCGCAUCGAACACUACGACGGGGAAGUUCCACCCGCGCUCUCCCCUCUCGAUGCCUUCGCCGCCCAAGGUCGGCUUCUGGCUCGACAGCUGGAAGAGUCAGCCCGCAAAGAGCGGCGCAUGAGCAGGUUACCACCUGCCACGGUGGCUCGAUCGCUAUCACAGCCUCGACCGGGCUACUUUCGUGCCCCGUCUUCGGGGGAUUCCCCCCACGGUGGCCGAGGCCUUGCCAGAUAUCCGACUCAGAGAGUCCAACCCGAGGUGGAAGAGCCCAUGUUUCGCCCGCAAUCGGAACAUCCCCGUCUUAGCUCUGUGUCACAUCUUGCCUGCGAAUACGACCAGUACAGUGACCAUGAUGCGACCCCGACGAAUGAGCCAAUGAUACCUGAAGCACCAUAUUCGGAAGAGCCCAUGGAGGAGCCGCCACUUCGGUCGGUACCUGAACCUCCCCGCCGGUUCUACGCAGCCGCCCCUGUUGGAGUCGCUAUGGCUGGACCGCCCGGAACUUCGCCGAGUGAUUCUGCGUCGCGUCUCAACGUUCCACGAAGCCUGGCACGGCCGGCGUCGCCGCUCUUGCGACCAUCCAGCAGCUCUCGAGCUCCACAGCCAGAAAGUUCCGAUGAUGAUUUAGCAGCUCUACGGCAGGGUCGAUGUUCUCAAACCCGCUCGCCUAUGUCGCCCACGACCCGUUCCCAUCCUCGCUCACCGUCCCUGAGCUCGGAGACCUCAAACAAUGGAACCCAGCUCCCUCGUCCCUCCUACAACUUUUCGCGCCCGUUGAGUCGAUCCAGCACUAGUCUCUCUGCUCCCGCUCCAACCAGCUGGUCGGAGCCAGUGCCCAUAACUGGAUCGAGCACGAUGAGUCGUGUGAACAAGCCCGGCCCAAUCUUGGUCCCGUCUCAAUCUGAUAUGGCCAGCUACUCGGGAGAGGAUCCGUCGCCCGCAGUAUCUUCGUACAUCUACGCGAAAUACUCCCUUCCCCGGGGGCGCAAUGUGUCCCGAGACUCUGUUGUGUUUUCUGGCCUGCAGACCCCUCAUUUCGAAUGGCAAGAGCCAUUGUUCGAGAGUCCGGAGCAGGUGAAAAACGUGGAACCACCGAAGUCUGUACGAAUCCCGUCGCCUCCGCCUUCACGACAGAGCUCAACUGCGUCCCAGAAAGCGCAUUCGAUGUACGAUCGUCCAACCUCUGCGCGUCAACUGUUGACGCCGGAAGCAGCCCCACGGUCGAAUUAUGGUCCCCCUUCUCCUAAGACCGCGCCUCCUGAACCCGCCCCCGUGGAGCCACCAGCUCCCGAGGCACCUACGGUGGAUGAUAAGAUGGAGACCACCUCAUCAGCGGACUCCGCUUCCACUGUUCGGCCACAGACCGCCAAGUCGACAGUGACUUCGGCUGUCAUCACGGCAGAUGAGCAUGUGACAAAGGGGAUCGAAUGCCACGAGAAAGGAUCCCUGAAAGAAUCUACAUAUCACCUCCGAAUCGCGGCCAAGCAAAACCACCCCACGGGCAUGCUCCUCUAUGCCUUGGCUUGUCGACAUGGCUGGGGCAUGCGGCCAAAUCAGCGGGAAGGCGUCCAGUGGUUGCGGAAAGCCGUGGACUCGGUUGGGGUGGAACUCAUGGAUGACGGCAGCGCGACCGUUCCGGUACGGACCAGAGAGUUGCAAAAAGCAUACCGAGCCCAGUUUGCCCUGAGUAUCUACGAGCUCGGGGUCAGCCACUUGAAUGGAUGGGGGAUCGAACAGGACAAAUCCCUGGCCUUGCGGUGUUUUGAAAUCGCCGGCCAGUGGGGUGACGCCGAUGCACUCGCGGAAGCAGGCUUUUGCUAUGCCGAAGGCGUUGGCUGCAAAAAGGAUUUGAAGAAAGCAGCCAGGCUCUACCGCAAGGCGGCUGAGAAGGGUAUGAACAUGGUUGGAAACAGCUGGAUUUACAAGGACAAGUAUAUGUCCGACGAUGAAUCUAAUGCCCAAUCGCGUGGCCGGGGCCGGAGCCGGCAGGGUGCUACCCCGGAAAAGAAACAGCGCAGCAAAUCUCGAACUCGCAGUCUGUUCCAGCGCAAGAAGUCGGUUGCUGCUGAAGCGUAA